Molecule: messenger RNA, 2900 nt
Organism: Arachis stenosperma
Lineage: Eukaryota; Viridiplantae; Streptophyta; Magnoliopsida; Fabales; Fabaceae
Product: serine/threonine protein phosphatase 2A 57 kDa regulatory subunit B' kappa isoform-like
Exons: 3
Coding region: 505-2049 (514 amino acids)
Biological process (GO): signal transduction
Cellular component (GO): protein phosphatase type 2A complex
Molecular function (GO): protein phosphatase regulator activity
Source: RefSeq, a predicted model, not a curated record
GGGGUUCGGUGGUGACUGGACUGUUGCACUACCUGCGGUUGUGUGAAUAACACAUAACAAAACACUUACAUUAACACUAACAUUAAAAACAUUAACAUGUGGCAAUGCCAUCGCUUAUUCUCUUGAAUCGAGGAAAGCAGCAAUCCUUGCUUGCUUGCUUCCUUCCAGUUUUCUGACCAAACUGUCUCCAUUCAUUCACUCAUUCAUUCAUUCAUCCAAAUCAAAAUGCUCACUCGCUUUCUCUAAUCUUUCCCAUUCUUUCUAACAGAUCAACUCCAUUUUCUCUCUCUCUCUUUCUCUUCCUUCAGCCUGUGACUCUUCUUCUUCUUCUUCUGCUCCUCCUAUGUCACCUAUCAAAGUUGCUGCUUUUCUAUGCAAGCCACUUAAAGCUAAAAGCUUUCUUUGACUAGCUCUCUAUUCUUGCUCCUUAUUAGGUGGGUUUGCUUGCUUUUCCAUCACAAACUUCAGGUGUUCUCUUCUAGCUAGGCUUGCAGUGUUGCCACCAUGAUAAAGCAAAUUCUUAGCAAAUUACCGAAGAAGGUUCCGAAAUCUGAUUCGUCAGACUCUGGGAGGAGUGAAUCCGGGAAUACUACUACUUUUGGGAAUGUCUUUCAAUGCACAAAUGUUGGAAGUACCAUUUCAAGCAAAUUAAAUGUUGUGAAGCGGGUGUCUUCGGUUGUUUUCCCUGCGAGCAUGAAUACUGGAGUGGAGGCAAUUGACCCUUCUCUAUCCUUCAAAGACGUUUCGAAUACACAGAAGCAAAGCCUGUUUAUUAGUAAGUUGAACCUUUGCUGCAAAGUGUAUGAUAUGACUGAUCCUGAUAAGAACUGCAGCGAGCAAGAUCAAAAGCGUCAAACCUUGUUAGAGCUAGCUGAUUUUGUAUCUUCUGGAUCUGUGAAGUUUACAGAACCAUCAAUUGCUGCACUGUGUAAAAUGUGUGCAGCUAAUUUGUUCAGGGUUUUUCCACCCAAGUUUCGUACAAGUACUACAGGUGGCGAAACAGAAGAUGACGAGCCUAUGUUUGAUCCUGCUUGGUCUCACCUGCAAAUAGUUUAUGAUCUACUCCUUCAGUUCAUCAAUUAUAACUCACUUGAUGUGAAGGUGGCAAAGGCACAUGUAGAUCAUGCCUUUAUUUUAAGACUACUUGACCUUUUUGAUUCCGAGGAUCCCAGAGAAAGAGACUGCUUGAAAACAAUUCUGCAUAGAAUCUAUGGGAAAUUCAUGCUCCACAGGUCUUUCAUCCGGAAAUCGGUCAGCAAUAUCUUCUACCGAUUUGUUUUUGAGACCGAACGGCAUAAUGGAAUUGCCGAGCUGUUGGAGAUUUUUGGGAGUGUGAUCAGUGGUUUCGCCCUGCCAUUGAAGGAAGAGCACAAGUUAUUUUUGUGGAGGGCUCUACUUCCUUUGCACAAACCGAAAUCCAUUGGUAUUUAUCAUCAGCAGUUAACAUAUUGCAUUGUACAGUUCAUAGAUAAGGAUCAAAGACUUGCUAGCUCUGUGAUAAAGGGACUUUUGAAGUACUGGCCAGUAACAAAUAGCCAAAAGGAGCUAAUGUUCAUAAGUGAGUUGGAAGAAGUUUUGGAAAUGACUAGCAUGCCUGAAUUUCAGAAGAUUAUGGUUCCGCUUUUCCGACGGUUAGGUUGCUGCCUUAAUAGUUCUCAUUACCAGGUGGCCGAACGAGCACAUCUGCUAUGGAACAAUGAGCACAUCCUAAAUCUCAUCACACAGAACCGGCAGGUGAUCCUGCCGCUCGUCUUCUCGGCGCUUGUACAUAACUCUCAAAGCCACUGGAACCAAGCGGUACUCAACUUAACUCAGAACAUCAGGAAGAUGCUGUCUCAGAUGGACGAAGACCUCGUACUCGCCUGCCAGCGCAAGUUUGAGGAGGACGACGCGAGGUCAAGUGCCGUGGCCGAGAGGCGAAGAAUAACAUGGGAGCGCCUAGAGGAAGCAGCUGCCCGCAUCCAAUCCAUAGGAGGCGGCGGCAGCGGUGGUGGUGACAUUUUGGUUCCAGUAAAAUCAGCUUCAACCGCAUGCUCUGUGGCCUGCUGAUAAGAGUCAUGAACCAUAAUAUGAGAUAUUAUGUUAAGGUUCCUAAUAUUACAUAGUGGUGUGGUUCUUCAGUUCUUUUUUUUUUUACUUCUACCGAUGUUAAGUUAUCAUUGCCAAAAAUGCCAGUUAGGGAUUUUAUGUAAAAAUCAUCUAGUAUAUACGUUUUCAAAUAGAAUUGUGAUGAGGGGUGUUGGUAUUUCACAAAAAAGAACAAAACUUUAUGGUGAGUUAGGUGAUAUUUUUUAUUUUUGGUUUGGAGGGAACAUGGGGUGUAUGUUGUGUAGUGUCGGUGGCUUAUUCGUGCAUGCAAUUAUUUUUGGCAGUGUCAGCACUCAGCACCCUCUCCUCUUCUCAUAGCCUUAGACUCUUUAUUUGGUGUUUCUUUCUCUUCUUAUUACCCUUAUGGCCCCCACCCUUUUGCCCCCUUUACCCUGCCAAUGUAACCUAAAAUGUGGUGGCAUUCCUACGAACUCAUUGGCCAUAUUCAAUGUGGAUGCAUGCCUUCGGCAUCUCUCUCCUCUCUCUCUCUUUCUAUUUUAUAUUCUGAAUUCACUACUUGGUCUAAGCUAUGUUUCUUGAAAGCUCUAGUUAGGCUUAGUGUUUUUCUCAAUUGGAUUUUUUUUAAUAAAAAUAUAUGGUGAAGGACAAUAGGGGAAAUGGACUUACUAUUUUAUUUUUGUCAUUUUGCUUAAGAGAAAGUGUUGAAUAAAGUUAGUGAGACCUCGUUGUCUCUCACCUACUCUGGCUGGUCUCUGAAAUUUGUUUAUGUUAUGUGAACUGCCAAAGUUGCUAUUUAGUAGUUAGACCAUUUCUUCGGUUGUCUUCUAAUUGCUAGCCUUCUAGUAAACUAU